Messenger RNA from Ilex paraguariensis (yerba mate), 219 nucleotides. The record is from the annotation of a GenBank genome assembly. Lineage: Eukaryota; Viridiplantae; Streptophyta; Magnoliopsida; Aquifoliales; Aquifoliaceae.
GUUACAAAAAGAGAGGGUAAAGGUGGUUGGAAAGGUUGGAAGUGGAGGUCAGCAAAGGAUAAAUUUGUGAAUGGGGCAUACUUCGUUCAAUCUGGAUGGGGAAGCUCUGCUCCCCUCUACUCUCGCACUCAAUCAUUUACAGUUGCUGAAGGAUCCAUGGUUCCAGCUCUAACCUCCAAUGCUGGUCCUCUGCGAUGCUCUACCUACAAAUCAUGCUAA